GCUGAGCACAAGCAGUUGGCCGGCCAUCGCGACUAUCUGGCCAGCAUCGAGAAGGUAAUCCAGGAGGCGCAGGCACGAUCUGUGCUUCCUGUGCCCAAGGAGGCUGACCAGCCCCCGGAUCCCGUGGAGGUCAUGGCGUCCAUGGAGUCAUUCACCAAGUUGUUCGAGCGCGCCUCGGAGCAGUUCGGUGUGGACUUCAACGCCCAGGUCAGGCAGAUGUCAGAGAAGCACGACAAGCUCAAGUCUGAGGUUGCCUCGGCAAGCGCUGCUCCGAGGGGCGCUGCUGCUGCUGGGGCCCCUGAGGGCGCAGGAGGCGGCGCCGCUGCCGACGCCGCCAUGUCCGACGCCCCAGUUGAGCUUGACAUCGAAGAUCCUGACGUGGCCCAGCACUGCGCGGACGCAGGCGUGUCGGGCAUCGACAAGGCAUUCCUCAAGCGGCUCAUGGACGGGCCGCGUGGGCAAGGAGGCGAGAGUCGCGUAGCCGGCUCAGGCGACGGCGCUGGCGUUGGCAACGCCAGUGGACCAUCCGCGGCAGCGGGGGGCGGUGGCGAUGCUGGGUCCAUGAGUGCCAACGACUCGAGUUGGGCCUCGGGGCAAGGCCUUCUGGAGUGGGCGCGACUGGGGCAGGCAGACGGUCCUGCUGCGUUGCCGCAGGUGGUGUGCUUGCAGGAGCACCGCCUAAAGUCAAGCUCGACGGCGUCGGCGGCAAGUGAGCGGUGCACGAGGCGGGGCUACUCGCAGGCCCUGGCGCUUGCGGAGUCCACGGAAGAAGGAGCUCUGAACUCAAGCGGGGGCGUCUCGGUCUUGAGUCGGCUCCCAGCAGCGACGCACGGUGACACCUGUCACUUCCAGCUGCCCAGCCAUCGCGUGGUGUCCUUGGUAGUGAACGUGGGGUUGAAGAUUCCUCUCCACGUGGUCUCGCUCUACCUUGUCACGAGCGUUUGGAUGAGUACUGACAAAAUUGGGAUCCUGGCGGGGCGGCUCAUGAGCUACAUCGGGAGCUCGAGUGGCCCUUGGAUCGCUCUUGGUGAUUGGAACUUGCUGCCGGAACAGGUUCGGGAGUUGGCGUCUGCGGCGGAAGGCGGAGAUUGA
Prorocentrum cordatum is the source of this 1092-nucleotide messenger RNA. The record is from the annotation of a GenBank genome assembly. Lineage: Eukaryota; Dinophyceae; Prorocentrales; Prorocentraceae.